AUGAAAAGAUUAGAGUAAAACAAAUAUAAGCUAAUAUUUUUUGUAUUAUUGCUGUAGAAUAUCAUAAUUACCAGACAAUAAAGUAGUGCAUGUGGUCCUUAUUGCUCUUAAUGUAAUUUUGAUUCAUGUACUUAAUGUUAAGUUAACUUUUAACUUGACUUACAGUCAAAUUCUUGCAUUUCAAGUUGUUCUACUUUCAAUCAAUACUACUACAUUGAUUAAAAUGAAUGCUUACCUAUGUGUCCUUACGGUUAUUAAGAAAGCGUAGCUAGUUAUACUUGCUCUAAAAAUGUGAAGUGUCCUCAAUUUAGCAAUUUAGGAAAUUAAUUUAAUUCAAUAAUAGAUACUACUAUUGUAAAUAGCUCCACUCAAGUUAUUUCAUAGAAAUCUUCAGAUUAGAGCUAAUUUUAUUUUAGCUUGUUUAACUCAACUAGCUUUUUAAUAAUAGGAAAUAUUCUCUCCUUUAAUUAGCAAUUUUAGAAGACUUUCUUUGACUCAAUCCUAAACCAAUUAAUUAUUUCUUCUGUUUCUCAAAUAUCUUUUUGGGAUAUCAAUAACUGGAAACAAGUGAAUUCUAUAGAUUUGGCUUCACAUUUAAGUAAUUCUCAAUACAUUUCUUACUUAGAUAAUCAAAUAGCAAUCAUAUAAGAUACAACUUAUAUUAAUUUUGUGAUUGUGGAUUUAAGCAAAAAAAAUACUGAUUUAUAAUUUUCAGACUUGAAUCUGUAAAGAAAAGUAGAUAUAGUUAGAGUAUUUAAUAAUACAGUUACAUAUUAAAUACCUGGCAAAAAUGGUUUUUAAAUUAUCGAUUUUCAGUUCAGUUCCAAUUAAUUACAGCAGUACUCUAUAUGUAGUUCAUAUUUACCAUAAAGCAUUCCUUUAGGAAUACAAUAUAAUAAUUAGAAUAGAAUAUUUUUUGCUUAUUCCUAAGGUAAUAUAGGAACAUGGGAUUCUGUAAAAGGAUGCAGAUUAAUUAAAAUUGAUCCGACUAUUUAAGCUUUUCAGUUAGUAUUUGCAAACAUAGACUAAGCGAAACAGAAUGUUAAUUUGAUAAGUUUAAACUAAAAUUCAGUAGCUUUUAUAUCUAUUAGUCUGACCUAAGAUAAUAGUUUAUAGUCAAUAAUUUAUUCUUUACAAUCUAAUCCUGUUUCUGUUUAAACCUUUUAGUAGACAAUUUAUGUUUUAGAGUAAUCUGGCUUAUAAAGCGCUUUAAAUAUUUAAUAAAGUUAAUUAGCUUUAAGUUGUAGCUAAUUGAUUCCUAAACAUAACUUUCAAAAAUUUAUUAAGACGAUGGUUCUUUCAAAUAUCUUUUAUAUUGUCUACAAAGAUUCAAUUGUUUCUUAUAAGUUCAAUAAUGAUAAUGGAUCUAAUCAGUGCACCUUAAAAUUCUAAAAUUAACUGAGUUAAUUUAAACCCUAGUAAUCUUAAAGCGGUGUUUAAAUAAAUGGUGUUAUAAUUGAUAAUAAUUACUUGGAUUAAAUUUUAACUUAUGGCUAAGAUGGAUCAAUACGAAUUUAUUAAAAACUGUUGAUAAAUCAGAGAUAUUAAUUAUAGCUAUUUAAGGUUUAUUAUCAUCCUAGCUGUAAUAUAAACGCUAACGGAGGAAAUGCAGCUUAUCAAUGCUAAUAAAUAUUAAAUGCAUCUUAUAACUAAAAUUAGGAAUAAAUAAUAAAUUUAGGUAAUAAAUUUCUAAAGUGGAUAAGUUUAGCUAUUUACUAUCCUCAAACUCACAAACUAGCAUUUACUUUUGCUAUUGGAAUAGUUAUAAUAACUUUUAAUGGCAAUUCUCCAUCAAGUUUAUAUGUUGAUGCUUCUUUAGUUAGUGAUUUCUGUUACCAUUAUUAGGCACAAUAAAUCUUUUUAUAGUAACUAGAAUAUAAAAAAGCUUUGGUAUAUAAUGAAAAUGAUUCAGCAUACGCUUUAGAAUAAGUGCUUUUCGCAGGUAACAUAUAAGGAUUAACUUGUGGUAUGAGUAGCACCAACUAUUUCUACUAUUUUAUUCUUGUGCCUCUAGUUCCAAGUUUGAAAAAUACUGUGUAUGUAUUUUAGAUGCCUAAUAUGGAAGUGGUGUUUUAGCAAUCUUAUCAAGAUUAAGUAACAGGAGUAUAUCUAAGUGAAUCUGAGCUUAUUUUAUAUAUUAGCUUUUCAAAUGGCAAUAUAGAGGCUGGAAAAAUAUUUUUAGACUACUUUAUAAAUACACCUUCUAUUUAAAAUUUAAAUGCCUUAUAUUAUUCAUCCUCAAAAUAUUAUAUAGCAUCUUCAGGAAUCAAUUCAAACUAAGCAUAAUUAUCUAAACUCAGUUCUCUAAACCUUCAAGUUUAAAAAUAAGUUACUAUUCAAAGCGUAAGUAAUAUUUAAUUUAGUGCUUUUAGUGAAGUAUCAGAUAUUAUGGCUAUCUCCUCAUAGAAAAAUAUCUAUAUCUGGUUUGUAAAUUCAGGAAAUGCUCCAUAGUAGCUUUAAUAGCUUCAUCAAGCAAAUGUCUAUUAUUUAUCUAUAGAUGGAACUAAUUAAGUUCUAGUAAGUGCAUCAGUUGACUUUUAGUUAUUUGUUUGGAAUUUAAAGACCUAUUAAAAGAUGAUAUAAAUAGAUUAUCACAAAAAUGAUUCAUAAGGUUCUUCAAAUUUUAGUAUAAAUAACAUUUUAAUAGAUGAAAUAAAUAAAUUACUCUUUAGUUAUAACUCAAAUAGAAUUUUAUAUAUUCAAAAUUACCUUAAUUAAAAUCUAAUCAGAGUCAAUUUAAACUAAUAUAUGGUUAUAGCUAGCUUUUUCGUAUUAAAUCAGUCCUAAAACGUUAUUGUCAUAUCUUAAGACUCUGAUUUUUCUAUGAGUAUAUAUAAUUAUCAGUAAGAUUAAUCUGGAAACAUUUCAUUUAAUGAAAACAAAAUUAUUCCAAUCAAUCAUUCAUAGUUACCAAUUUAGCUAAGAAUUAUAAAUAACAAAAUAAUUUCUUUUGAAGCAAAUAAAUUAAUUGUUACCGAUUUGUUAAGGUUUGAAGUAUUGUAUGAAAUUGAUGUUGUAAAUCCUUAGAUUAAUGAUUUUAUUGUCUCACUUAAAUAAAAUAAUUUAAUUAUUUGGAGUGAUUGUUCAUCAUUUUGCAGUCCAAAAGUUCAAAUAUAUAACUUUUCUAAUGGUGCUUAUAUAAUGGAUACUCCAUAUUAUAAUGAUAUUGAGUAAGGUUUAGUACUAAAAGUUAUUUUAGAUGAAGACACAAAUACUCUAAUAAUAGUAAAAUAUCCAGCUUCUGUUAUAGUUCAAUUUUUUAAUCUUCAAAGUUAAUAAGCAUCAGGUAUUAUCUAUGCAACAAAUAUACCUCUAACUCUCCCAAUUGAAAAUGUUUACUUAAUUAAAGAGACAAACUGUUUAGUACUUGUCGCAGGAUAGCAACUCUAUGCUUAUGAAAUAGAAUAAAGGAUUGGAGAUUAAAAGCAAUUUAUUCCUCUUCUUCGUAAUUAAUAAAUAGCUUAAUAUACAGAUGCUAAUUUUAACUCUAAUUUUAUGAUCACUGAUGCUUUUAGUGAGGUAUGGAAGUACAAUAAUUAAACAAAUUAACUAUUUAGUAUAACAAAAACAUUAAAAAAUACUUUUAAUACUUAAGUAAAAUUAUUAUCGUCUAAUAAUUAAUAUUUAUAUGCCAUACUUUAUGACUGUAUCAUUCAACUUGACUUUUGGUUAAAUGAACUUAAUACAGUAUUUAAUGAGAUUGAUUAAUAUAUUAUUACCAAUAAUUAUAUAUUCACUUCAAAUAUGAAUGGAGCCUUAUCAUAAUAUACAUUGACAAAUUUAACCUUAACUAGCCACACUAUAAAUCUAGAUAGUAGAGUACAAUUUAUGAUAUAAAUUUAAACUACAUCUGAAAUAUUAGCUGUAUCACAAACUAAUAUAAUAUACCGUAUCAAUAUAAACACUGGAGUAAGUAGCUAAUGGAUAAACUCAAAUGUCUAGAUCUUAAAUAUUCUUUAUGAUAGUGCUAAAUAAAUUGUUAUAAUAGUAAGAAAAGAUGGAAAUGUUUCAUUUUUCGAUUCAGUGACAUGGAAUAACAGUUAAUCUAAAAACAUAAAUAUAAACAGUGGGUAAGUCUUGCCUUAAACUCUAAGUAAUAUUUUAUAAACUAUAAUAGAUAGUUAGCUCGGGCUAGUCCUAAUAAUCAAUAGUAUAUCAAACUCUAUUAAUCAAAUUUAAAUUUUUAGUUAUUAAUUUAGCUCAGGCAAUAAUCCAACUUUAACAGGAGUCUCUAAUAUAGGAAGCUUCUCCAGCUGCUCUAAACUUCCAUUUAUGAAUAUAAAAAUAACAUAAGACAGUUAUUUAAUAUUUUCAGGAUAUUAAAUAAAUUGGAUAUCCAGAACAAAUAAUAAUUUUUAAUAGACUAAGUUAAUUAGAAACUCUGAUUAUUUCACUGACUUGUUAGAUUUAAUUUAAGUUAAUAGCCCUGUUUUAUAAAACAGCAUGUUUACCAUAGAGCCUAAUGCUUUAAAGCUAUUUUAUUUUGUUAACAAUACAAAUUUAAAUUUGAUUUAUUAACGUUAUUGCUCUUUUCCUCAGCUCUUAAGCUAUAAUUUUAGCUAAUCAUAAAUGAUUUAAUAAAUUAGUAUUCAGAUUAUAGGAUCUUGUGGCGAAGAAUUAUUUAAUGACCAAAUUUAUAUAAGUGAUCCUAAACUUGAAUUAAGCACUAUUUAAUCUUGCUAUUUUGAUUCAAACACACAAUAUCAAUAUUAAUUUAACAAUGUAUUAGAUCAAAUUUAAUUUACUCUAAAUUAACUAAAUAUGAAUCCAAGUCUUUUAAUUCUUGAGUAAAUGUAACAAACAGAUUUUGGGACAAACUCAAUAGGAAAUAAUAUGACUUAUUUGCUAAGAUUUAGAAAUUAAAAUAAAUAAAAUUAAAUACUUAAUAUUUAUGAUAAUUAUUUUAGCAGCUAUCCAUAUAGUGAAUUAUAAAUCUAUGGGUUUAUAAUAAAUUUAAGCAACGUUCAAGGUAAUAUCUUAUUUAGCUCUUAAAUAUAGGAGAUAGUUAUGCAAAAUAUAACUAUUCAGUUUGGAAACAAUAUUACUAAUUCGCCUAAUGUUACAUUUAACUUUGCUAAUAUGAAUUCAGUUGUGUUACAGGAUUGGGUGAUAUAAGGUCAAUAAGUUCAAAGAAAUAAACCUUUUUUACAGUUCUAUAAUAUCAGCUAAGGACUUUUUAUUGAUAACUUUUUAGUGAAAGAUCUUUAAAUUAGUGGUUAAAUUCCAACUUUAAUGAUCAUUUAAAAUGUCACUUAAGUCUAAAUAAAUAACUUGUAAUUUUAAAAUGUUAGUUUUUAAUUGAAUUCUAAUUUACAACCAUUUAUUAUAAGCAUUUAAAACGUUAUCAACUUUUAAUUGAAUAACAGUCAAUUUGUAUAGUUUUAAUUGAAUUAAGACUAAAUUUUAAUUUUUUAGUGUAUGGGAAUAAGAAGUAUUUCAUUUUCAAAUAUUUUUUUGUUGAGCUUAAUAAAAACAAGUCUUGCUAAUUUCUCUAACCACUUCUAUGAAGGUGCCUAAGAGUUGUUAGUAAACGAUAGUGAGGUUUUAAUGUCUAAUAUCACAGCUUAAGAUAUUUCAAACUUAUCCUAAAGCUUUAUUUAUAUUAAUAAUACAUAUAACUCUACUUUGCUAAACAGUUCAUUUACUAAUAUUCAAGGAAAAUAAUGUUAAGGGACAGUAGUUUAAAUAUAUAAAGGAAAUACGCAUUUAAUCUAAAAAGCAUUAUUUAUGCAAAACUAAGGUAGAAACGGAGGUUCAGUUGCUAUUUUUGAUAGCCUUUAAGGAUUUUUAGAGAUAAAUCAAAGUAUUUUUACAUAAAACUCAGCCAGUUAUUCAGGAGGAGCUAUUUACACUUCUAACAGUGUAGUUUUUAUAUUAGGAAGCUAAAUUGUUAAUAAUAAAGCUAUGAUAGGUGGAGGAUUGCGAUAUGAAGUCAUAAAGCCUAAUAUUGAUUUGCCAAUAAGUUUAAGACUAUUAUAACAUGGUAGCAACUAAAUUAAAUCAAUAAUUCAAGAUAAUACAGCAGAAGUAUAUGGAAAAAAUAUAGGAUCUUAUUUAUAUUCUUUGAAUAUUUUGGAGUAAAAUUUAACUUCUUUAAAUCUUUAGCAGUUUUAGACCAAGUAUCAAUCAUGGGCUCAAAAACUUAGUAGCAGUGCUAUGAAUGUAUAUUUAUAAAGUAAUUUUAGAAGUGGAGAUGUAUUACCACUUUAUGCACAAAUUUUAGAUGAAGAAGGUAAUCCUGUUUUUAUAGAUUCAUUAAAAGUAACAAAUAAUAUCUAUGAUGCCUCUCUUAUAUAAGAAAUAAAAAGUUUUUCAGUUAAAGCCGCUUCAUUUUAAGAUAACUAACUGAAAGUUUUUGGAUAAUAUACUACAGAUUUUACCACCUAUAAUAUGACCAUUAAAGCCUUUUAAAUCAACACUAAAGUUGUAUCUAAUCCUUUAUCUUAAAAUAUUCUACUAAUAUAAUAUAGUACUUCUUAUGCUUCUAAAGAACUCAUACCUGGAGAAUAAAUGUACUCAGUGAUUAUUAUUAAUUUUAGAGAUUGCAUAUUAGGUGAAGUUUAUUAAUAAUUAGACGAAGUUUUCAGUUGUUUUCCUUGUCCCAGCGGAUAAUAUUCUUUACAAAUCCCUAAUAAAUAAUAAUAAACAUGUAACUAAUGCCCAAAUAGUGCAUUGAAUUGCUAAUUGAAUUAAAUAAACCUUAGAUAGGGUUUUUGGAGAUCAGAUAAUUAAUCUGAUAAUAUUUUGGAGUGUUCAAGAAAAUAAGAAAACUGUGUCCCAGAUGAUUUACACCAGUAUUGCGUUUAAGGGAAUUAUGGACCUUUAUGUGAACAAUGUGAUGUUUAUGGAGAAAUUUGGGAGGAGUCAUAUCAAUCUGAUGGAAAUCUUAGUUGUAAUAGCUGUAAAAAGCUUUUUAAGGGAUUUUAUUUCACCAGAGUUAUUAUUUAACUACUAGCAAUAUUUAUUUUCUUAGGGAUUUCAGUAGCCGCUUCUUUAUAUGACAGUAAAAGUAUUGUGCUAGCAUACUAUUUAAGAAAGCUUAAAGUUAUUUGUAUUUCGAAAUCAUGUUAUUUGAAUUCUGCUUCUUACGGUUUAAAAAAUUUAACAAGUUUCCUUUAGACUGUUGCAGUUAUUUAUGAAAUAGUGUUUUAACAAUUUCCAUUAGGAACUAAGUCUGUCUCUCAAGUAGUUGGAAUGCCAUUAACUGAUCUAUACUAUUCACUUGAUUGCUCUCUUUCAACUAAAAGUGCUUUCCCCAUUAUCUAUAUUAGAAUUUUAUGGAGUUUUGGAAUUUGCUUGAUUUAUUUUUUUAGUAUUUCUUUCUCACUUUUUAUAUACGGGUUAAGCAGAAAAUAAUCUAAAAGAAUAUUAUUUUAUCACGGAGCCAUAUACACAUAUUUCUUCCUAUAAAGUAAUUUCACAUAUACACUAUUUAGUAUGAUGUCUUGUAGAUAUAUAGGAGAUAGCUACUAUAUUUUGGCAGAUAUAUCUUAUGAAUGCUUUACACCAACUCACCUUAAGUUCAUGAAAAUUAUUGGUAUACCUGGUAUUAUAAUUUGGAAUAUUAUAAUACCAGCAUUCUUUUAUCAAAAAAUGAAGAAAUGUAUCUAAUAGCCUGACUCAGCAGUAAGCAGAGAAACAUAUGGAAUCUUAUAUAAUCAUUAUAAACAUAAAUAUUUCUACUGGGAACUUGUGAAGUUUUAUAAAAAAUUAUUAUUAAACGCAAUUUUAGUUUUCUACAUCCAGCCUAUAGUUAACAAAUUUGUUUUCUCACUUUUGCUUCAAAUUCUUUUCUUGAUUUUACUUAGAAAAGUCAAGCCUCAUUUCUUGAAUUCUCAUUAUGUUAUUGAUCAUCUAUAAGAAUUGAUCCUAUCUGCUAAAUUGGUUAUUUUUAUAUAUAUUUAAAAUCAAACAGAGUUAUCAAGCUAAGAGACACUUCUCUAUUAUGAAAUAGGAAUAAGUUCAACAUUUUAAAUUUUCUUUUUAUUAUAGAUUCUUAAAGAAAUACUGAAAAAAAGAUAUUUUUAAAUUUAUUAUAUGAUAAAGAGGGCUCUUUUCUAAAAAAUACCAACUUUAAAAAAUAUUUUUAAAGAUACAAAAUUUGAGAACAAAAAUAAUGUUAGGCAUUUAUUUUUAUGGAAAAGACUUAGAAUUAUGGUAAAAGAUGUUCUAAAAUAAGAGAAAUAAGAGGAAUAACCAUAAGAUAAUUCAUUUGAAAGAAAACAAAAAUAAAACAGACUAUUUUAAUCUUACAGAUCUAAAUUGUAGGAGAUUGGUAGAUAGAUAAAAGAAAGUAAUGCAAAUUUACGUUAAUCAUCUAAUGAUGUAAUUUUAAAUAGUCCUACUCUUCAGUAAGAAUAGUAAAGUAGUGAAGUUAAUAUGCUUUUAAAGUCAAGGAUAUCAAUUAAUAAGCAAAGAAAAAAUAGAAGAUCAAUGUCAGUAUCUUUGAUAAAUAGUAAUGGAUUUUCUUAGUUUGAGAAUGAUUAGGUAAAGCUACUUAUGGUUAAAUAGCCACCUGAAGCUAAUAUAAAUUUAAUUCAAGAUAGAUAAAGUGCGAUAACAAUCUAGGAUAAAAUAAAUACACCAAGAUUAUUGAAGUAGAGUAGUAAUCUUGACAGUGAGGGCAAUGCCAAUGCAUAGUUUGCACUAUAAAAAUAAUUUAAAGAUAAUAGACUUUAACAUUUGGACUCGCAUCGUCAAUCUCUUAUGAAAUGUGAAAGCGAAGUUAAUGAGUUAGAAGUAUUUUUCCCAUUAUCUCCACCAUUUAAAAUUGCUAAUACUAAUUCAAAUAUUUUCAAAAACUGUAUUGAAUAAUCUAAUAAUUAUCCUCAACUAACACAAUAAUAUGAAAUAUGUCAUAGUGAAAAUCAAAGCCCUGGAAUACCAUACACUUUAGAAGAUAUUGGUAAAUCUGAUAGAGGAAUUGAGCAUUUUAAAGAUAAUGAAUGA
Messenger RNA from Tetrahymena thermophila SB210, 8949 nucleotides. RefSeq names its product transmembrane protein, putative. The record is from RefSeq and is a predicted model, not a curated record. Lineage: Eukaryota; Ciliophora; Oligohymenophorea; Hymenostomatida; Tetrahymenidae. The transcript is spliced from 12 exons. Gene Ontology annotation, molecular function: protein binding.